CACAAUUAUCAAAAUGAAUCAAAGAAUAUGUUGCGUUUGUGGCGAUCGGGCUGUUGGUUAUAAUUUCAGUGCACUUACGUGUGAUUCCUGUCGAUCAUUCUUUAGACGGAUUGCUCCCAGGGCUCAGGAAUUUAAAUGCUUUCUCAAUAAUAACUGUGAGAUUACAUCGACGACCAGAAAACUGUGUAAAAAGUGCAGAAUUCAUAAAUGCUUUGCUGUGGGAAUGAAAAGAGAGUCCAUACUCUCUGGUGAGGACAGGGAUUACACGAGUCGAGGCAAUACUGACGCUAUCGUUGACUCGACCACCGAUUUAUGUACUGAUUUGCAUCGGACUACCAUCAAUGGAAAGGGGUUUAGCCAGCAAUUCAUGAGCAUACCGGCCCUCAUAAGGGGUCUGAUCUUUAAUUUCCAAGAAUUAGAGAUCAAUCGCUUCAAAGAGUUGUUCAGUUCUGCGGCUGUCAUGAGAGAGCCGUCGCUGAGGACCACAUCCGAGACCAUCAAUUUGGUGGACGCCUUCCGAGUACUUCAGAUGCGAUGUGACGUCAAGUGUCGACGAAUCGUAAAGAUGUCCACAAAUAUGACUGAAUUCGUGAAUCUGUGCGAUGAGGACAAGAUAGCGCUGCUGAAGACCGGCUGUCCGGAGAUUAUUUGCUUGAUAUCUGUCCUGAACUUUAAUUUCGACGGCGAGUUCUGGACCGUUCACAUCGAUGGCGAAAACGCAACCGUAUUAAGACUGGAUCUGUUUAGGUAUGUGUCCGGAAACAUAUACGACGAGCACAGGAGGUUCUUGUUUGCCAUCAACGACGAGUACAAUAAUGACAUCAAUAUCAUUGAUUUGUUAACCGCUAUAAUACUCUUCAACCCAAACCACCCAAAUCUGAUUCAUAAAGACCUGGUUAAACUCCAACAGCAGACUUACAUGUAUUUACUUCAACGCUAUUUAGAGAUUAAACACAACUCUAAGAGUGAAUCCGAGACCCGAUUCUUGCGAUUAAUGAAUUGUCUGCAAGUAUUGUAUCCAUUGAACCGAAUACACGUCCAGAGGAUUAGGGAAACGGAGCCCCAAAACGUCGGUCCACUCGUCGAAGAGAUCUAUGACAUUAAGCCACAAAAUGCAUUGUCUUAUAUGGUAUCCUAAUUAUAUUGGUUAUUAACUAAACCUAUCAGUUAAUUAUAGACUGAC
Molecule: messenger RNA, 1183 nt
Organism: Oppiella nova
Lineage: Eukaryota; Metazoa; Arthropoda; Arachnida; Sarcoptiformes; Oppiidae
Source: the annotation of a GenBank genome assembly